This is a messenger RNA of Pyricularia oryzae 70-15, 1467 nucleotides long. RefSeq lists its product as uncharacterized. Lineage: Eukaryota; Fungi; Ascomycota; Sordariomycetes; Magnaporthales; Pyriculariaceae. The transcript is spliced from 2 exons. Bases 422 to 1036 code for a protein of 204 amino acids. The record is from RefSeq and is a predicted model, not a curated record.
AGAAACAACAAGAGGGUAUGUGCGCGUAGAAUGCAUAGUAUGAAUGUACCUAGGUUAGGUAAUUCGUUGGAGUGGGUGGGUGUUUGAACAAGCUCGGGGCAGUUUUCGUCAUACUGCAGCCAGGGGUUUUUUUUUCUCUCUCUCCAAAGCUCAAGGUGGGUUGUUUCCCCAGCUUGCCAACCUUCGGCGACCAAGCUAUUAAAAGCCUCUUUCCCACGCGCACGUUCAUAACCUGUCAGCUCGUCCCUCGUCCCAAGUCUCACCGAAAAAUCCCAACACCCAAGGCAGCCCUUUACAGAGUUGACAAGACAGUUCCCUGCGCGCCGUCGCAAAACAACCCGUCGUUCUUGAGCAACCAAAAACAACCUUUUCUAACAACCAAACAACGAGACGGAAAACUGAGCAUCGCACAACCGCCGCCAUGUUUUUCGCAGUGUUUUUCGCCUUUUGGCGCAUUAUGCAGAUCAUAACUUUGAUCAUCAUUGUCGGUCUGCUGUCGUGGUUCGUCAACGGCUACGUCAACAACAACCUCCUCACGCCCAACUUCAUCCUGAUCUUGUUCAUCGUCUCGGUUAUUGCGCUCGCCUGGUCAAUCUUUACCCUCUUCAGCUACCACCGCAGCAGCACAAACGCGCAAUUCGUCGGCAUAGUCGACCUGCUCUUUGUCGGCGCCUUCAUCGCCGGCGUCUACUUCCUAGGGUUCAUCGCCAGGGCCGACUGCUCGAGCAUCAGCACCAAUGAGUACUACAGGUUUGGCCUGGGCGACUGGGUGGCCGUCGAGGGCCGUGGCUUCGCCAUCCGCACCGACAAGCCCUGCGCCAUGCUCAAGGCCAGCUUCGCGUUUGGCAUCAUGAACUGCAUCUUCUUCCUCGUCACGGCGGUCCUGGCCUUUAUGCACGGCGGCCGCAUGAGCCGCAAGGAGGACAAGUACCACAGCCACCGUCACUCGCACCGCAGGCACUCGAGCCGCGGCCACAGCCGUCACAGCCACCACAGCAGGAGGAGCUCCCACUCGCGCCGCACCACCUACGUCUAAGGUGGUGUGAGGGAGGAGUCGUGUUCCCACAUGGCACGUGGGCGCCGGAUAGAUUCAUUACACAAGUGACUGUCCGGUUUACCUGACUGUUUAUAUAUGGGUGGGCUCUUUGCGGGCGCAGUGGGAUUUUGAGUCGAUACCAACUCCAAUUUAGGCUGUUGUGGAGAAAAAUCAGGUUUCUUUUUAAUGUUGGAUUUACGCAGCAAGCGGAUGGAUUUACGGGUAUCGAGCCUGUUGGGAGGUGGGAUAUACAUGUUUUCUUUGUAUUUUUUUUCAUGAGUGUUAUGAGAAUGAUGUUAAAAUACCAAUAAUAUACUCAUCUUGUACAUUUCCCCUGCCAUAUCAAAUGCGAUGGAAAUUUUAAUUAAAUUGAAAUCAUUUCACUAAUAUUUGAGUUGGUCCACAAUGGGAAGGAGCGCGCAACAUCAAGG